This is a messenger RNA of Acanthopagrus latus (yellowfin seabream), 2950 nucleotides long. Its product is annotated as proton channel OTOP3-like. Gene Ontology annotation, biological process: proton transmembrane transport. The transcript has 8 exons. The record is from RefSeq and is a predicted model, not a curated record. Gene Ontology annotation, cellular component: membrane. Bases 441 to 2156 code for a protein of 571 amino acids. Gene Ontology annotation, molecular function: proton channel activity. Lineage: Eukaryota; Metazoa; Chordata; Actinopteri; Spariformes; Sparidae.
CAAUACAAUAGCAGAUGAUAUUAUAAACAGAGUCCAGUGCUGUGAGAGAUCAGACAGGUAGAAGACAGCAGCAUGUAGACAGUGGAAUAUAAUAGAGGACAGUAGAGUAAAGUAAUGUGGACUACUGUGCCAGAGUGGGGGGGGGGGAGAGUAGAAUUGAUCGGGCUGACGUCACAGACUCUCUUCCGGGUGUGAACUGAUUCUUCAGAUGAUUGACCAGCAGCUACAGGUGUGUCGUUAUUAAUGCUCUGGAUCGUGACCACGCCUGCGCCAGCGCUGGAAGGCAGCUCAAGAGGAACACCAGCUCCUUUCAUGCCCUAACAUGUUGAGAGAAAAGCCUGAAAACUGGAUGGAAAAGAGAAAAAGAAGACAGAGGGCGGAAUAAACUAAAGAGCGAGUUUAGAAGAAGAAGAAGAAGAAGAAGAGGAAGCACUACAAAUAUGAAUCCAGAUCCUAUAGUCACAGAGCUGGACUCUCCCAGCAAUGAACCAGUCCAGAACUCAGACCACCAGGAGCCAGAGCUGGACCCUCUUCUGGUCUGGGCCCCCAGCGGCAGGCGGCUGAUCUCAGGUCUGCUGGGUCUGAACGUGGUGCUGCUGGGAGCUGCUCUGGUGGCCGGGGAGGCUUUUAACCCCACGGGACUGAAGCACCACGAGCCCCAGGUGUUCAUGCUGCUGCUGCUGGGGGUCAGUCUGGUGUGGCUCCUGUGGUACCUGCUGUGGGCCAGGAGGCAGCCCGACAUCUGCCCACAUAAAGACCACCACGCCGGGGGGAUCACUGUCACCGUGGUCCUGAUGCUCUUUGCUGCCUUCAGUCUGCUGCUGUACGUCUUCAGGAUCGGUUAUCUGAUCAGUAUGAGGGACUGCAAGCCGGCUGCUAAAGUGGUCGCUCCAUUCAUCGAGGCGCCUUUCCUGGCUCUGCAGACAUAUUUACUGUGGGCUCACUCCAAAGACUGCAUCCACAGACACAAGAUAAUAACCAGGUCCGGCCUGAUGUUGAUCCUCUCCGCUGACCUGCUGCUGUGGCUGAACGCAGUGACCGAAGACACCAUCCACACAGAGAUCGAGUUAGAAAAAGAAGACAGGCUCGAUUUCAGCAACACAAAAUCAUCUGGAGCAGACGUGACUGAUUUAACAGGAGUUGCCAACUCAACCUUCUGUCAGUGCAGUGCGAGUGCAGCCUGCCUCACCUUCAGGAAAGCCAUCGAAGUCCUUUACCCCUUCAACAUGGAGUACUACCUGAUGGCCGGCUGCAUGAUCUACGUGAUGUGGAAGAACGUGGGCCGCAGGAUGAGUCCAGAUCACCACCACGUCACCCAGAAGCUGACCCUUCAUGUCGUCUAUGAGGGUGGGAUCAUAUUCGGCCUGGUGCUUGGCGGACUCGUCCUCGUCGCAGGGGUGACCGUCUUCAUCUUCUACCAGGUUUGGGUGGGUCAGAAGCAGCUUCGCCUCACCGCCUUCCUCAUAUUCUACGGCUACCACUUGGGCGUCAUGCCCGUGAUGUCUCUCUGCUGCCUGGCCGGGAUGCUGGUCCACAGGCUGGAGAGGAGGGCGAACGAAGGCGGACACAACCCGACUCGUAGCCUGGACGUGCUCCUCCUGGUCGCCGCAGCUCUGGGCCAGCUCGCCCUUUCCUAUUUUUCCCUGGUGGCGGCCCUCGCCGUGGGGACCGAGGGGCCUCUGGGGAGCCUCGACCUGUCUUACUCUCUCCUCAGCCUGCUGGAGCUCAUCCUCCAGAACAUCUUCAUCAUCGAGGGCCUCCACAGGCACCCCAGUCUCCUCGCCAAGAAGAAGGAGAAGCAGCGGAGCAGCAUUUUCAAGCCGAGGAAAAAGGUCACUGCGUCGAUACAAGAGGAGAGGAAGACGGAUAUUUCACUCCUGGAGGGGAACACACCAGCUGCAGUUCAAGAGCAUGAUGGGAAAAAACCCUGGACCAAACAAGCGUUAAAAGAGAUCUGCGCUUUCCUCAUCCUCUCCAACAUCAUGCUGUGGGUCAUCCCUGCAUUCGGAGUCCACCCUCAGUUCGAGAACGGCCUCGGGAAACAGUUUUUUGGCUUCUCCGCCUGGUUUGUUCUGGUGAACCUGGGCCAGCCGCUCAGUGUUUUCUACAGGAUGCACUCAGUGGGAGCUCUGAUGGAGCUGCUCAUCACUGCAUGACGAGAAGCAGACUACAUGACUGUCACAGUAGAAAUAGAUUAUAAAUUAUUUAGUUUACAUGUUUUGUCGUGGCUGCUUUUCGUGGUUUGAGCUCUUUAGUUCAUAUUCAAGGACUUCUUAAUGCUACAGCGCGCAGUGAUGUUUGAUAAAUGUGUUUGUAUAACUUUGUGUUUGUCUCUUUCCUGUUUCAACAUGAUGAAAGCUGCAUUCCGCAUACUUUCUUUUUUUUUUUUUUUUUUACCUUGGUGCAUACAGCAGCUGACCUCACAAAGUACACACUGUCAAGUUGUCACCUGUGUUCUCUCGUUGGCUCAGUCGAUGUAACGCAUCAUCCACUGUGCAGAGGAUUGUGGGUCUUUUAUCCAAGUUCGGUGUGGAAGAACACGACCAGUUAACAAGAUCUGAAACAAAACUACAACAUUUUACAACAAUAUGCGAAAAAAUUAAAGCGAAAUUGUGCUGGAAAAUGUAUUAUUUCAUAUUUGUAUACCUGAUUCAAUUAACAGCCCUUAAAAUGUUUGAAAUGCCUUUAUUUGACUGUCUCCAUGUUCUGUUACCUUAUACUUCUACUGAACUACAUUUCUGUAAGUUAAUAUCGUACUUUUUGCCCCACUCCAUUUAUUUAAUAACUUUAGUUUAGUUUUUUGCAGGUAUGUGCAAAGAGGCACUUCAUAAACUUCAUCUGCAUCUAGAUAAAAAAAAUCACCAAUUUUAAUUUAAAAAAUGCAGAAUAUCAGUUAUAUCUAUAAUUUACUUCUUCUUGUACUUUUAAUAAUAAAGUAUAUUCAAUGUCA